UUAUUUCAUGUUGUCGGAUUCAUAGUAUUAUACUGAAAUAACUUAUUUCAGAUCAUUCAAUAUGCUUCGGAUUCCUGAAGAAGAGUAUCCAGAAGACAAUAAAGCGUCUCCCCAAAUUGAAAAAUUGCAUCCGAAAGAUGCUCCUGGAAAGUCGCGAUACCACAUGCCAUUAUCGCCCGAUAUCUGUUCGGAUCCGAUUAAGAACAGCUGUUUUCCAAAAGCUGGUUUUCUAAAUAAUGCAAUGCCCUACGCUGCCCAUGUCAUAAAGUCAAGUUCACCUGCUUCAAGCACAGGAGAAUCAGUAUUUGCCCCAGAGUUUGCCAACCAAAUGCAAAUGGUUCAGAACCAACAAAUGCAUGCGAUGGCGCCUGGUGGUGACAUUAACUUUUACAGCUUUCCGGAUUUCAUUUCUGAUCAAGAGAAGAAUAUUUUGUCAGACACUGAAAAGCUGCUAAGGUCAAAAGAGAAUGAUAUGUACAGUAAUGAAUAUAAUCAUAUACACGAUGUGUUUGCUGUGCGCAAAUAUUAUCAUCCUUUAUUUGCUCAUGGCAUUUGCCGCUGGCCAGGUUGCGAAAUGGAUUUGGAAGACAUAGCUUCUUUUGUCAAGCAUCUGAAUUCGGAGCAUGGAUUAGAUGAUCGGUCCACAGCUCAAGCUCGUGUGCAAAUGCAAGUUGUUUCUCAAUUGGAAUCUCAUCUACAAAAAGAAAGAGAUCGACUACAAGCUAUGAUGCAUCAUCUCUACCUGUCCAAACAGCUGUUAUCCCCAACAAAAACAGAUAGAAAGGAUGUAACUGCGGCAGAUAUUAAUUUCUGCGGUGGAACUGCACCGAUUGUGAUAAAUAAUGUAGCUCGAAAUCUGUAUAGGUCACAUUCUCCUAAUUCGGUUAAUCUGCCCAUGGUUAACUCAACUAACAUAUCCACAAUGAAGAAAAGAAACCACGAGAAAAGUACUUUCUCAGUAACGGGUGGCCUACCUUAUAUGCUAGAGAGGGCAGGACUUGAUGUUCAACAUGAAAUACAACGGAAUAGAGAAUUUUAUAAAAAUGCUGAUGUUCGUCCUCCUUUUACGUAUGCUUCGCUUAUCAGACAAGCUAUAAUUGACUCUCCUGAUAAACAGUUGACCCUGAAUGAAAUAUACAAUUGGUUCCAGAAUACAUUUUGCUAUUUCCGGAGAAAUGCUGCCACUUGGAAGAAUGCAGUACGUCACAAUCUGUCGUUGCAUAAAUGCUUCAUGCGCGUUGAGAACGUUAAGGGUGCCGUUUGGACUGUAGAUGAAAUAGAAUUCUACAAGAGAAGACCGCAACGCACAGCAGCUGUUGCCAAUAAUUUGGCUGGUGUGAAAAAUUCGACGGAUAAUAAUUUUUAUAUCGCAUUAAACUUUGGGUAUGUGGGUGUCAAAUGCGAAUAUUUACUUUUAUUCUGGAUGCUUCUCUUUUAUCAUACUUUUAUAUGUAACCAUAGCUUUAAGAGAGUAUCUUUCAGUUUGUUAUACUUAAGAUCGUAUAUUUAAAAAGUUUUUAAACUUUAAGGUAUUAAACAACAGUAAAAGCAAACAAAAGAGCAAAGCUCGAAAGUGUUAUAUCCGGUGUUGUUAUGAUGGAAGUGUGCAAAUUAGAUUCAACGAUAAUUUUAAUCACGUCGUAACAUGGUGUGAAUUGAGCUAAAACAAGAAAAAUUCCGGCUAUCCCUAUCCCUUAACCAGAAUUCCGUUAUGUCUAUCUGUAUAUGACCCUGUCUGUCCGUCAUUUUUUCUGCCUGUCUGUCCGCCAUUUUGCCCGCACGUUCGUCUGCCAUCUUGUCCGCAUGUUUGUCCGAUAUCGUCCGACCCAGAGUACAAAGCUCUGCUGCGUUAAUUAUAUUGCUCACUAAUCUGGUUAAAUUGUGUAAACUCUAAAAACUAUUCAAAGUAUUUGGUAUGUAUGGAUAAAACAUAACAACCUGUCGUAGCAUAUUAUUUUAAUUAACAUACAUAUGUAUGUAAUAACAUAUGUACAUAUGUAUACUGAGUGCUCGAACGUCAUACGGAAUAUAAGAGAAUUGAAAACCAGUAUAAAAAAAUGUGAAAAUGGAAUCUAAUGUGCAAACUCUCUUGGAGUUAUUCUUCAAGUCCUCUGAAACUUUUAUUGCCUUGUCCGAUUGUCGUUCACCUAACUAUUUAUCUGGAUGUCUGAUUUGUCCGAUUGAUCACAGUGUUCUUUAUUUAUAGUUAUAG
Molecule: messenger RNA, 2212 nt
Organism: Drosophila albomicans
Lineage: Eukaryota; Metazoa; Arthropoda; Insecta; Diptera; Drosophilidae
Gene: FoxP
Product: forkhead box protein P1
Exons: 7
Coding region: 62-1510 (482 amino acids)
Biological process (GO): regulation of transcription by RNA polymerase II
Cellular component (GO): nucleus
Molecular function (GO): RNA polymerase II cis-regulatory region sequence-specific DNA binding; DNA-binding transcription factor activity, RNA polymerase II-specific
Source: RefSeq, a predicted model, not a curated record